ACGUUUUAAUAUUAAGUUUUUUUCAUUUACAUCAGCGGUAUCAGAACCUCCACUUCCGGGAUUGCGUGUCACAGCUGUCAAAAUGUCUAAAGUUACUUUCAAGAUCAUUCUGACGUCGGAUCCCAAACUUCCAUACAAAGUGUUAAGUGUUCCUGAACAAACACCAUUCACAGCAGUGUUAAAGUUUGCUGCAGAGGAGUUUAAAGUACCACCAGCAACAAGUGCCAUUAUAACAAACGAUGGUAUAGGAAUAAACCCGGCUCAGAGUGCUGGAAAUGUAUUUUUAAAACAUGGAUCAGAGUUAAGAUUAAUACCUAGAGACAGAGUAGGACAUUGUAACCAUGGUAACAGAUGUUGAUAUUAGUCAUAGUUUAGAAAUUAUUUCAUCAAAUUCAUUCAUAAUUCUUGUGGAAGUUCAACAUGAGAAUUGGACAUUUACAGCUUUUCCAUUCUGAACUGUUUUCCAAGGAUAGAGACAACUAAAGGAAGAUAACUCUGUUUGCAAGUCAAUGAUGCAAUAUGUAUCUGUUAAUUAUCAAUGUAAAAAAUGAAUGUCUUAAGUUAUUGAAUUGACAUUUUGUAUGGCAUGUUUCUUCUGUAUCAUCUGUAUUGAUAACAUGUUUGUAUUUAUUAUAUAUGUCAGCACUUUUUUUUU
Molecule: messenger RNA, 655 nt
Organism: Mytilus trossulus (common blue mussel)
Lineage: Eukaryota; Metazoa; Mollusca; Bivalvia; Mytilida; Mytilidae
Product: ubiquitin-fold modifier 1
Exons: 5
Coding region: 83-358 (91 amino acids)
Biological process (GO): protein K69-linked ufmylation
Cellular component (GO): cytoplasm; nucleus
Source: RefSeq, a predicted model, not a curated record